This is a messenger RNA of Trematomus bernacchii (emerald rockcod), 4829 nucleotides long. RefSeq names its product zinc finger protein 385A (gene znf385a). Gene Ontology annotation, molecular function: nucleic acid binding; zinc ion binding. The transcript is spliced from 8 exons. Gene Ontology annotation, cellular component: nucleus. Lineage: Eukaryota; Metazoa; Chordata; Actinopteri; Perciformes; Nototheniidae. The record is from RefSeq and is a predicted model, not a curated record. The coding region runs from base 340 to 1707 and encodes 455 amino acids.
UACUGUCCUCAGGCUUACCUGAGCCACAACUGCAGAAACGCUGGACCCCCCUCCUCCACACACACAUACACACACUUGUGCUCUCUCUGUCUCUCUCUCAUACACACACACACAUUCAGCUUUUCACCUGGAGAGAGCAGACGCAAGGGACGGCAUGUGCAUCAGCAGCAGCAGUCUCUCCUCACAUCUAGUGCUGCCUCUCUGAGUUGCCUCUUUCUGGAGUGUGGAGAGGAACUCUGAAAAGAGAUUUUGGAGCCAUUGUCCCUUGGCGAAAUCAGGCGAGACGGGGGCAGUGAGGGAACACUUGUCAACCCAGGGACACCAAAGGCAACACACAUCAUGAUUUUGGGAGGCAUAAACCGGGCCGGGGCGGCAGUGCCGACAUUCUUGAGGACCCCCACCAUGCUCCAGCCCCACCUGGACAUGAAGCACUUCAUUUCACACCUGCAGUUCCCCAUGGAAACCGCCCAUCAUCCGCACAGCAUGAACCUCUUUCACAACUUCAACACGAUGGAUCCGGUGCAAAAGGCCGUGAUCAACCACACCUUUGGAGUUCCACUGGUCAAGACCAAGCGGCCGGUCAUCUCAUGUAACGUCUGCCAGAUCCGCUUCAACUCAGAGAGCCAGGCAGAAGCCCAUUACAAAGGAAACCGGCAUGCCAGGAGAGUCAAAGGCAUCGAGACCUCUAAAAGUCGCCCUCAGGAGGGGGACAAGCCUCACACUGUGCCCCCCACCUCCUCCCCUUCUCCACCCGGCGCCCUUGGCCCCGCCACAGACAACGAGCCCAGCAAAGCGGGUGAGACAUCAGAAAAUAUAAAACAUGAUGAAACACGACCUCUGUCACAAUUAACCGUGCCCCUGCUGGCCCCGGGGCCCCUUACCCCUCUUAUCGACCCGCCUGCCAUACCCAUGGACUGCUCCAUGCCCUCGGUGUGCCCCCUCCUGCCCACCCCUACUCCUCCUCUGAUCCCACCGUCGUCAUCCUCCCCCGGCUGCGGCACUGGCAGCCCCAGCUCAGAGCAGCCUGGAUCUGGACCCCCUGUUUCAGGAGCCGUCGGCAGCACGGCCCCCAGCCCGUCCAAUCCAGAGACAGAGGAGGACAAGGCCAAGAAGCUGCUGUACUGCUCACUGUGCAAGGUGGCUGUCAACUCCCUGUCACAGCUGGAGGCCCACAACAAAGGUACCAAACACAAAACUAUCCUGGAGGCACGGAGCGGGCUGGGCCCCAUCAAGGCGUAUCCUCGUCUGGGCCCCAAGCCCAUUGGAGAGCAGGCGGGGGGGCCGGUGGACCCCAACACUCAGGAACGAACCUUCCACUGUGAGAUCUGCAAUGUGCGGGUCAACUCUGAACUGCAACUCAAACAGCACAUAUCAAGUCGAAGGCACCGGGACGGCAUGGCAGGCAAGCCUAAUCCCCUCCUCAGCCGACAUAAGAAGCACAGGAUAGCUGAUCUGACGUCUUCUUUGACCUUCUCCAAAGAUCUCUCCAAAGCUUUGGGUGCAGGGCUUUUGCCCAGCCCCUUGGCUGUUGCUGCAGCAAUGGCCGCUGCAGCGUCCUCGAACCAGUUGGCUCUCCGUGCAGCAGUUCCGGGGCACCACCACCACCAUCACCUUUUGCAAGGCCCGCCUCUCAGCCACGCCAUCCUGAGACCCGCGCCCGGGCCCAUGCGCACCACCCACGGGCCAAUACUGUUCUCCCCCUACUGACUAAUCACCCCCUGACUUCGGCCAGUCAGGAACAGCCACUCCAAAAGCACACUGUGAAGAUACAAACAUGAUCAACAAACAACAAUUGAUAAGGGGAAAAAAUCCAACCAUUUAAAUAUUGAACAUAGACAAAUGCAAGGGAAAGGAGCGGUGGAAUGAGUUAAAUUGUGUUUCUUCCCUUUACCAGAAACUUUCCCUCCAUUUCAAAGACUUCCGAGUGAUCCGUGGAUGGACUGAGCUGAGGAGAACAUUUUCAUUAUGCAUUGAACUCCCUUGAACAUCUCUCACCUCCCCUGGUUCCUCUCCCUUGCACUGUGGCCCUGUCAUGGCCGCCUCAAUAGCUACAGAACAAACUCAUGCACACCUUUCAAGAAACAUUAAACCACAUGUAGUGUUACAAAAUUAUUCUGGGCCCGGUUGGUUUUCUCCUGUCAUCACGACUCAACGUGUUCUUCUCAUCCUAUGCACCUCAAAACCAAGACAAUAAUGUUAUGUCAGUAGGGUAGCUGCUUCAAUCGGUCUUCGCUGUUUGCGGCACAUGUAGCUGUGGUGACCUUCACAGCACUAAACAUGACCCCUUCUGCGCCAGAGGCCAACAACUUUGUGACAUUAGGUCUUUGCUAGAUACAACAUGACUUGUCUGACAGGCAGGUGGUAGUCUGAUGGUGGGAGGGGGUUAAAAGAGCAGAAAAGUGACUGUGGGGUAUUGCACACCCCCGUCAUUUCCUGAGACUGCGAGGUGAGAGGAGGGCUGGCACGGGUCAGAGGAUGAAUUGACCUCCGGCAGCAUGCAGACGCACACAGGCCCAAACAAAUCUUUGUUCUAAAAUAGACUGCACCAACAAAAAACGCUACAGGGCACAUGUGUCAACAUCUAUAUCAGUCAGAGAAGGGCCUCACUUAAGGGGGAAAAAAGGAUGUGAGAAACAGCAGAAGAUGCAUUGGUACAUACUGUACUGCAGUAUUUGAUACAUGAUCUAUAUUUUUUGCUUUAAUUGGUGGCAAGAAUCUGUUCUUUUACUUACAGUCAAGAGAGAUGUAUGAGAGAGCAUAGUUCAUAUAUUUAUUUGAUGAGACGUCAGUUCAUAUUAAGCCAUAAAAAGGAAAGUUAUUGACCUCCUCACUUCACCUUGGUCUUUAUUCGCAGGCUGAUUCACUGUGUAGGUGGGGUGGUAUGACUAGGUGUGACCCUCUGUACUGAUGUAUUUAUGACGUUUCUGCAUGCGGCCUCGUUAUAAGAUCCUGCAAGGUCAGGCUUCUGCAUCAUUGGGUUGAACUCUUCCAUUAGCUGCCGUAUCCUCCUCCUCUUUCUCACUUCCCCCAUCUCCAAAGGUUCACAUGAGUCUGUAGCAGGGGGCACAUCAGCAGUGGCAACCAUAAUGCUCAAAGCGAACAAAUUAAAGAGAGGAAGUUGAAAGCCAAAUACGUUCUUGGAAAAAUAAUCUUGAGCUGGAGUGACAACCGAGCCAGAAGCCCAGCGAGGCUUCGGAGGGCUGCGAGCCGAGACGUCCGGCUCGAAGCAUCUACGAUUCUUCCCGUCUUACAAGUGAAAGCCAUGAAAUGCACCAUGAUUUGUUUUCUUUUACAAAGACUGGUGAGCACUUUGUUUUGUUUGGUUCGGACUGUUGGUUUGCAUUUAUAUCACACAUAAAAAAGAGCAAAAUAGGAAUCCCAAUAACAAUAUUUUUGUAGGUAGCAAAUGUUAAAAACUGCAGGGUGGAAUUAUAGGAUGGUGGAUUAUAUAAGAGUCGACCCAGACAGAGUGUAAGCAGACCACCUGACUCUGCAGAGAGACAGACAGAAGCUAGCUAAGCAGCGGCAGUAAACCUUUUUUGCUCGACAUCAACCUUUUCUGAACGAGAUGUACACUGUGCCCUUUCAUUGAGAAGCAAUGAGCUCUAAUGUCUUACCUUUGUCUGAAUAUUGCAAUGCAAUGAGCAAUUUUUAUCAGAGUGACUUGUUAUCAUUGUGACAUGUUUUCUGGAGUCAUGUAUAAACUGGGAGUACACCAGCUGACAGCCUUUUCUGUUCUUCCAUGAGGAGUACAGGUCCUCGAAAGGCUUCAGAGAGGGACAGAGAGAUGGGGGGUGUAGCUGGGUUUAGGGACCGACCCUUCAUAUUAAAGGGCCUUUUUACUUUGGUAAUCUCUGCUUUGGGAACAGGGUACAACACCAGGUAUCAAGGGAUUAAAGCUAGAAUUGUUCAACAUGCUUACUUUCAGUUGAAUCUGAGGUGCAUUUUUUUCUGUGUGUGAGAAAUGUGUUUAAGUGAAAAUCCUGAGGAUCAUUAUAAAUGCCAUGACUUAAAGAAGAAGCUGACUUGUCAGCUUCCACCGUUGUGCUCUUUUUGUUGCUGAACAAAACUUUUUGUUGCUGAGUUCAUUUUGUGAGUAAGAUACUAUUCCAGGAUCCGUGCUCUCUUUCCUGUUGGUGUGUGUACCAUAUGUAUUUUAGUGUGUGUUGGGACCUGCUCUAUCCCCACCUCCCUACAAUCUGAGACAAAGGCAACAUGGAGCUAUAAUGUGGCCUAACACAAUAAUGGAGACAAAAACCUGCAUGUUUUGUUUUGAAAAUAUUGAUCAGUCAUCCUGGAUUCUCGAUUCUUGAUCAAUAAGCCAAAUCAAAACAGUGCAGUCUUGUCCCUGGUAGGUCUGUCAAGUAGCAGCACUGCGGAUAUGUUCAUUCUGUGGUUAUUCCCACUAUUUCAUCCUCAUUAUUCACAUUAUGGGAAAUAAAUGUUAGAUUCCUACUUUCUGGGAAGGUAUUUCAUGUUAGCUGUGUUUAGGCUACUAGCCUUAGCCUUAUUCUGCCCUCAGCCUCUCUCAUAUCAGAGAGACAGAGAGAGAUGGAGAGGCUUUGGUGUAAUUUUGUCUUGCCAAUAAAGUUAUUUUUGAAUUUCAUUGUCAGAGGGGACAAAGAGUUUGUAUGGCGAACUGUAGCAAUACCUGACUCAUUCUGGCUACUCUUGUUUAUUGCAAUAAGAAGAUUUAACAAUAAAUGUGUAUGUGAGUAAAACAUUAUAAAUGUAAUUUAAAUGAAAAAGAAACGUUAUGGUAAAUACUAUUGGUAUCAAGAGAAACCAUGGUGGGAAAAAAGUAAAUGUCAAUAAAUCAUUUAAUGAAA